This is a messenger RNA of Cyphomyrmex costatus, 1241 nucleotides long. RefSeq names its product Cyclophilin 40 (gene Cyp40). Gene Ontology annotation, biological process: protein folding; protein peptidyl-prolyl isomerization. Gene Ontology annotation, cellular component: mitochondrion; cytoplasm. Bases 105 to 1241 code for a protein of 378 amino acids. The record is from RefSeq and is a predicted model, not a curated record. Lineage: Eukaryota; Metazoa; Arthropoda; Insecta; Hymenoptera; Formicidae. Gene Ontology annotation, molecular function: cyclosporin A binding; protein binding; peptidyl-prolyl cis-trans isomerase activity. The transcript has 6 exons.
ACGGACGACAAGUGCGAGUAACGUUUACGUUCACGCGAGCGUCGUGUGUUUGUCAAGUUUGUGGAAUAAGAAUCUCACCUCGGUGAUCAUACCAAGAAGGAAAAAUGAAAGAACCUUCGGAAGAGAAUAAUGACAGUUUGCUCACUAAUGAGGACAACCCCGUGGUUUUUCUGGAUGUGGCGAUCGGUCCCGAAAAAGUGGGAAGAGUUAUCAUAGAGCUGUUCAAGAAUGUCGUGCCACGGACUGCGGAGAAUUUCCGUGUUCUGUGCACCGGCGAGAGAGGUGCCGGAUUGAAGGCUUCAAAAUUGCAUUACAAAGGAGCUGUCUUUCACAAAGUUAUUUCACAGUUCAUGAUCCAGAGUGGUGAUAUUGUUAAUUUCGAUGGAACCAGUGGAGAAAGUAUUUACGGUCCUUACUUCGACGACGAGAAUUUCACAUUGAAGCACGAUUCCAAUGGAUUACUUAGCAUGGUGAAUGAGGGAAAACCAAAUACCAACAGUUCUCAAUUUAUCAUUACCGUUCAAGCAGCUAUGCAUCUGAACAACACUAACGUUGUAUUUGGAAGGAUUGUAAAAGGCAAGGGUGUAGUGUUUGAGAUCUGUAACGUACCAACUGAAAAGGAUAUUCCAAUUGAUAAAAUAAGUAUAGUCGAUUGUGGAGAGUUGAAAAAAGGUGAAAGUUGGGGAUUAGAGGAGAACGAUGGAUCUGAAGAUGUUUAUACGCCAUGGCCGGAAGAUUGGGAUUAUUCUCAACAUGUUAACAAGCUCACUCACAAGUUCAUGGAGGAUGUAAUAAAGAAGAUAAAAGAUUCUGGAAAUGGUUAUUUUGUAAAGCAAAAUUAUGUGGAUGCUAAUAGAAAAUAUAGGAAAGCAUUACGGUAUUACACCUGGAUGAGCAAACAGAAAAACAUGUCGGAUACAUUUUAUGCCUCACUGGUGGAUCUUAAAUUAACUUUAUUACUUAAUUUAGCUGCUGUACGAUUAAAACAGAAAGACUAUCGUAAAGUUAUAGAUCUUUGUAAUGAGGUUCUGGUAACGGAUAACAUGAAUAGUAAAGCAUUAUUUCGAAGAGGACAAGCUUAUACUUCCUUGAAUGAAUAUAAAUUAGGAUUAAAAGAUUUGUUUCAGGUGUUUCAUCUGUGUCCUGACAAGGCUAUCUUACAGGAAAUAAAAAAAGUAAAAAAGAUGGAAAACUUUUAUUUAGAAUUAGAAAAAACAACGUAUCAAAGAAUGUUUCAUUAA